This is a messenger RNA of Meyerozyma guilliermondii ATCC 6260, 816 nucleotides long. RefSeq lists its product as uncharacterized. NCBI's taxonomy places the organism in Eukaryota, Fungi, Ascomycota, Pichiomycetes, Serinales, Debaryomycetaceae. The record is from RefSeq and is a predicted model, not a curated record. The transcript has a single exon. Bases 1 to 816 code for a protein of 271 amino acids.
AUGAGACUCUCGCUUGUAUCGCUUCUCUUGUUGGCCUGUGCGAAUGCCGCAGACCAGGCAGACGCUCAGAACUAUGAUGAAUUGUUGAUGGUACUUCGCCGGGAGAACAGUCGUUCCGUUACUGGAGCACUGUUUGAGCUGUCCUUGGUUGAGAGAUCCAAUCUUCCUAUUGUGGACGAAAUUUUGAAGGCUCUUGCUGAUUCUGGCUUGGCCAAUUCUGUGAUUGACUUUGCGCUUCUCAACCCAGAACUCUUGAACAUUUCUGCCGACGCCACUAUUUUUGUCCUUCGGUCGGGAUUUAUCAACUUGGCCGAUGUUUUUAUCGCGUUGCAAAAGUCUGGCUUGAUUAUUCAGGUUUUGGAGCUUUCAUUGCAGGAUCCAGCAAUUCUUCCUGGCGUGCUUAAAAUCACGAAGGAGUUGUUGAGGCAACAAGGACUCAUCAAAGCUACCAAGAGAGCUGAUGUUGAGGAUUUGGAUGAAGUGGAUGUCACUCGUGAUGUUUCCAAGAGGGAAUCGGAGGCUUUGAAUGAGAUUUUUGCUGCGUUGAAGGAUUCUGGUUUGGCUGUAUCUGUUAUCCAGCACCUUCUCACCGACCCCAAUUUGACGGUUCCUGCUGCCACCUUCUUGUCCAAGAUUAUCCAGUCUCACGCAAUUACGUUGCCUCAGGUGGUGCUGGCACUCAUAGAGUCCAACUUGAUCUGGAACCUUAUUCGUGAAAUACUUGGUGACCCUUCAAUCUUGAAGCGAUUUGAGGCUAUCAUUGCUGAUAGGAUUGCCAAGGGAAUUAUUCCCCCAUCGCUUUGGGAACAGGCAUAG